Molecule: messenger RNA, 1003 nt
Organism: Photinus pyralis (common eastern firefly)
Lineage: Eukaryota; Metazoa; Arthropoda; Insecta; Coleoptera; Lampyridae
Exons: 6
Coding region: 242-1003 (253 amino acids)
Source: RefSeq, a predicted model, not a curated record
CAUAUGGGAAAGGAUAAUGCGAUAAUUGUUCCAAAAUGAAUAAGGGCCGGUUGUAUAAAGUGUAGUUGACUAAAGGUUGAAAUUGAACCGGCGGUUGAGUGAAAAAUUCUGUUGCAUGAUCGACGAUUUAGCUCUAACUGACAGUUGAACUGUCAGUUGGCUCAAACGGCACUCGAAGUACGGAUUAGCGAAUUCAACCGUCAGUUUAUGUUUGUUAGUGAAGUUAUAUAAAUCGUUUAAGAUGUCCAAAAAAAGAAUUGCCUUUACAGAUAUAGAUGUACGGACGCUUAUAGAUAUAGUUUUCAAGUAUAAGCAUAAGAUAGAAUGCAAGAAGACUGACGUUAUAACUUGGAGGGAGAAGGAUGCAAUUUGGUCUAAAAUUGCAAAUGAAUUUAAUUGUGCCGUGAUGGAUCAAAAAACUGCAGAGCAGUUACGUACGAAGUACGAUAAUUUAAAAAAAGAGGCCAGGAAGUAUUUUGCUCAACAACGGCAGCAAAUGUAUGGUACUGGUGGCGGUCCUGCCCAAGUUAUGAUAAGAGAUUUUCUAAAAGAAAUUUUUGAAAAAAUAAAAGCCAUCAUUAAUUUGUCUAUCGAAGGAGUUGCACCAUGUAGAGGUGACAGUGAUGCUUGCCUUAUAGAGACCUCUGAGGCAUCUUCAUCGGUUGCUCAACAAAAAGAUUUCGCCGAUGUUAUUUUCCUAGAUUUGCCGGACGCCUGCAAUAUCGAAAUGCAACAUCUGGAACCUUGUGAAGAAAGAAUAGAUAUUUCCGAUUCCGCAGUGAAUGAACAUGAAAUUGCAGUAACAACUGAUUGGAGUAACUAUAAGCCAAGCAUGUUGAGAAAAAGAAAACACAAAUUGUUACAACAAACAGCAAAAGGGACACCAACGAAAUAUGGAAAUACAGCAACGCAAGUGUUAGAAGAAAUAGGUAACACAAAAGCUGAAUUAAACAAGUUAAAAAUGGAACUACUGAGAAAGGAGGAUAACAGCUGCAAAGAAUAA